CACCACGUUUGGACUGAAAUCCGUAAUAUCUAGGACCGUACGGGUCCGGGGUUUUCUCUUCGGAUGAGAGCACCGGUCGAGUAUUGGUACUACAAGUAAGAAUCAAGAGACGGCGAUUUACAUAAAAAGACGCUCGUUUUUCAAUAUGAUUGGCGGCAACCAGGAUCGAACACGGCCAUCUCAUAUGGGCUUGGGCAGUCGAGGGGUUGGCUUCAAAUGUGUUGGACUGAGCAAUAUCACAAAAUUGUUUGCUUGACCGGACAUAUCGAUCCGAUGACCCUGCCGUGAUGGCACAACGUUGGGCGCCAGCCGUCGAGCGUCUGUACUCCGGUGUAGAUAUACGUCCAAUGGACUACUUUUCAGCCCUUGCUAGGGCACAAAGGUACCAAGUUUCAUGGAAACCUCCAUUACCAUCGGAGACGUCACUAUAUAAGCUUUUACCCUUCACGCCAGACCUGAAAAUACGAGUAUGGGACCCCAAAGUCUCGCAAGCAAGCUGGAACUCGACAAGUCUGUACGGACUCGAUUUCGUGGGCCUCGACGGCAAACCCCAGCACGUCGGAAACAUGGUUCAAGCAAUAAUUGGUAGGAGGGUCCUUGCUGGGCCAGAAGUAGAGGGGGAUGUGUUGGUCGCAAUCGACGAUAUCGGCCUUCCGUCGCAGGCUCCAGAGAUAUUUGGGAUCUGCGCCAAAAUGCCAUAUGACCUUUGGCACAAAGGACACUUUGUAGGGUCUUAUACGUUCACGUUUGACUUGCUCGAGUAGCGUCAUGAUGAUGGAAGACUGGAAACGCCUUCGGGAAGGAAUAUGAUCAACAUACCACCAACAGCUCUAAAUCUCAAGAUAAGGUUCUCGGUAAAUGUAUUGGCAUUGACAUCAGAACCUGCAACAGAGUUGAAUAGUAGGCCGCCGCAUCGUUGAAGUCCAAUCCAUUAUAAGCCAACAUUGACUAAAGACCUGCACAACGCCCACAGGGAUCCUCGAAGAUUAUAACACAACUUGUAGAAAAUAUUUACCAGCAUGUGCGAACCGUGUUGCAGACGUCGAUGCGAAUGAGGUUUGGCUGUCCUGCAGUAAUACCUCAGGUUGCCCAAACCUCUACUGAUAGAUUGGAGCACCGAAAAUUCCAGCCAAAGUGAAGCCCUGGCAUGGGAGCAGAGGAUGCGGCAAGUCGCGUUCGUCAC
This is a messenger RNA of Guyanagaster necrorhizus, 1183 nucleotides long. RefSeq lists its product as uncharacterized. Bases 288 to 764 code for a protein of 158 amino acids. The record is from RefSeq and is a predicted model, not a curated record. NCBI's taxonomy places the organism in Eukaryota, Fungi, Basidiomycota, Agaricomycetes, Agaricales, Physalacriaceae. The transcript is spliced from 4 exons.